GGACCUGUUGCUCACUGCUCACAGCCGCAGGAUGAAGUUACCCACACACACUGCAAGGUGGUUUCUCAGACUCCUUCUGGGCUUCAAGCUCGCUCUUACUGUCGACACUUGGAAACCCAGUCCGUCCACUCUGUGGAGGACCUGCUUCUUAGCAAUGUGGCACCCAUACUCUUGCACUGGCAAAUUUCAAACCAUAGUAACGAGUAUAAAGUGGCCGGUCAGUGGAAGUGAAGAGGAGAAGGAGAGACUUGAGGAGGAAUGUCUUCCUUGUGACCCCGGAGGAGGCGGAAAGGAAACUAAAGAAACCGCCCUUUCAAGUCUUCAUAUUCAGAAAUCCCACUUCCGGGGCUUGCGCGCAAUGAAGCGGAAUUUCAAGAAACAGGGAGACAAAGAUUUGUCAAAGAGAUUCAGACAACUGUUGCGAUCGAAUGCGCUGCCUGCUGUCCUUUUCCCUAGAGAGAUCACCCACAUGGCCAUAGUGGGUGAUGGGGGAGGGGCGUCCUCCAGGACCCCAGAGCUUCCCUGGUGAGAGGCCAAGUUAAGGCCUUACCGAUCCUUUGCUGUCUCCGCUUGGCUACUCUUUGAGCAAAAGAAGCUGUUGUAAAACUGUUGGAGGGUACAGCCCUGUCCGUUUCAUGUCAAACACAGACCAACCCUUUGACCCAUCAGCCCCACAUGCUGUGUUAGCCAAGAGAAGUAAAACCCUCUGUCUACAAAGAGACUUGUGCAGAAAUGCUAAUUGCAACUGUUCGUGGGAGAGCAAAAACCUAGAGGGUGUCCCAGAUGUCCCUCAGUGGGAGAAUGAGUACGUUGGAAUAUUCAUCCAGUGCAACACUACUCAUGAAUUAAAAUAGAAUAUGAAUGAA
Molecule: messenger RNA, 866 nt
Organism: Cricetulus griseus (Chinese hamster)
Lineage: Eukaryota; Metazoa; Chordata; Mammalia; Rodentia; Cricetidae
Source: RefSeq, a predicted model, not a curated record